This is a messenger RNA of Sphaeroforma arctica JP610, 1214 nucleotides long. RefSeq lists its product as hypothetical. The transcript is spliced from 3 exons. Gene Ontology annotation, molecular function: nucleic acid binding. NCBI's taxonomy places the organism in Eukaryota, Ichthyosporea, Ichthyophonida. The record is from RefSeq and is a predicted model, not a curated record. The coding region runs from base 423 to 827 and encodes 134 amino acids.
GCGAGCCAUAUCCGAAUUACUGGACACCCUCAUUUCAACUUGUUUUUUUCGGGUCAAUGUUUAUUGCACGAAUUUGGAGUAAAAUUUAAAAACAACAAUUACCUCGUGCGUUUCGUCUUUUUGUCAACGCAGUUGAUUAUGUUUUCAACUUUCCUCGGUCUCCACUCUCCACUGUGGGAUUGGCUGCCCGUGCCUUGUGGUGCAGUCAGUAGUUUCGCCCCCAGACCCCAGUCCCCCCACCUGUGAUUUUGACUGUGUAGUGUGUAUUAAUUUUUAUUUGCGUGGACAAACUGUACCGUCACAGCGCCCAUCAGCCCCGUACAAACGUCUGUCAAAAAUAUUUCGAUAUUUUUAUUCUACUGCACAUAAGCCGGCUUCUCGGCAUAAAUUGAUUCAUAUUUUACUAUAUACUUCAUUUCAUCAUGUCUGCAAUUCAAUCUGGUAUGUGCAAGUGGUUCAACUCCACUAAGGGGUAUGGAUUCAUCACCCCCGAUGAUGGUUCCCCCGAUGUAUUCGUCCACCAGUCGUCCAUCAAGUCAGCGGGCUUCCGUUCUCUAGGAGAGGGCGAGCGUGUUGAGUUCACCACAGAGACCGAUGACCGAUCCGGAAAGGUCAAGGCUGCCAGUGUAACCGGCCCCAACGGCGGUGACUGUGUAGGUGCCCCCAGACAGGAGCAAAGAGGUGACGGUGGUUACGGGCAACAAGGUGGCCAAGGUGGCUAUGGACAACAAGGUGGCUAUGGACAACAAGGUGGCUAUGGACAACAGCAGGGUGGUUACGACCAGCGUGGUGGAGACCAGGGUUACGGACAGGAGCGUCGUUGGUAAUUUAUCCGACAUCGGGAGUGUGUCGAGGAUUUUGAAUUCAUUUUGGACGGAAAGUACUGAUCACGGAUUGUGAGUACGAAACGGAACGCGAUGGACGACGAGGUAUCAUACAGGAACGAACGGAUUGAAUAUUUAUUACCACCCUGCCCUAGAUCUACUUACAACUGGGGAAUAAUUGAACUGAACUGAUUCUGCAACUAUAACUAUGAAAGUCUGGAAAAUAUAAUUGUACAAGAAAUAUUAGCUCUAUCUGAUGUGUAAAUAUAAAACGGAAAGACACGCAAACUAUAUCACUUCAAAUCAAAGCCCACAGUGCUGACCACUGUGCGAGUGUGCAAUUUUAAAAUGAGUGAAAUCUCAAUAUAAAUCAUUGUAGGUAUAUGCUGC